Molecule: messenger RNA, 1880 nt
Organism: Egretta garzetta (little egret)
Lineage: Eukaryota; Metazoa; Chordata; Aves; Pelecaniformes; Ardeidae
Gene: ATP6AP2
Product: ATPase H+ transporting accessory protein 2
Biological process (GO): positive regulation of Wnt signaling pathway
Cellular component (GO): external side of plasma membrane; membrane
Molecular function (GO): signaling receptor activity
Source: RefSeq, a predicted model, not a curated record
UCAAGUAAGCAAAAACCCAACAUGAGAAGUAUUGCAGAUUGUGGCUUCACACAAGCAGCUUCGGUCCAGUACUGCAUCUGAGGAAGAAAAACGUCUCUCAAUGUCAUGUGGUUGAGAAAGCAGAGCAGAGAUACCGGAGCUGUUCUGCAGAAGCCAGAUUGUUCCUGGCAGUGCUCUGUUUAAGCCAGCAUUGACUCUGCUGAUCCUCCUGGCUCUGGGUUCAGUGGCUCAGGCUGUUGUCUGCAUGAAAAGAGAUGUUAUGCCAAGCAGUCCUGGAAGCAAACAGAGCUGUGUUGGUGCAUAGCUGCUUGUGAGCUAACAGGAUUUUGGAGUCUGCUUGGCUCUGCUGAGAGUUAGUUUUACAAGGUCCGAACUGUAACACCGCUCACAACCUGCUCGUGACUAUGCAGAAGUGUACUGUGCUGUUGUUUGAAUAAUUGUCCUGCUUUUGUUAAUGUGAUUUGUCCACCCUUAGUCAUUGCUGUAUAGAAACCUUAUUUUGUAUUCCAGAGCACAAAAACGAUCGGUUCUCAUUACUUGUGUUGCAUAAAUGGAUAGGUGUGAGCGGGAGGAAUAAGGAAUCUUAUUAAGCUCUAAUACGCUCUUUUUCUGUGAUGUAAGGGAAAGAUUGUGAAAACUCUGACAGCUUUUUUUGUUUGUUUUUAGGUGUAUGCGGUGAUGAAUUUAGUGUCUUACGAUCACCUCAAUCAGUUGUUUUUCGAGACGGAAGCUGGCCUUCCUGGCGAGCGGAUCCCAGAUGUAGCUGCAUUAUCCAUGGGCUUUUCUGUUGAAGAUGACCUUUCCUGGCCUGGGCUUGCAGUGGGUGAUCUGUUUCACAGACCACGAGCUACUGUGCUGGUAACAGUGAAGGGAGUAGACAAGCUGGCGUUGCCUGUGAAAGGGAUUUCUUACCCUAUUGAGAAUGCUGUUCCUUUCAGUCUUGACAGUGUUGCGAAUGCUAUUCAUACUUUGUUCUCUGAGGAAACUCCUGUGGUCUUGCAGCUGGCCCCCAGUGAGGAAAGAGUGUACAUGGUGGGCAAGGCAAACUCUGUAUUUGAAGAUCUUUCUGUCACACUGCGCCAACUGCGAAACCGCUUAUUCCAGGACAACUCCAUUCUCAGCUCCCUUCCUCUCAACUCCCUCAGCAGAAACAAUGAGGUUGACUUGCUUUUUCUGUCAGAACUACAAGUCCUACAUGAUAUUGCAAGCCUGCUGUCUCGACACAAGCUUAGCCAAAGAUCACUCUCCAGACCUGUAUUCUCUGGAACUGGCUGGUUUGGAAGAGGUUGGAAAACAUAUGGGGAGGACUCUCAGCAGUUCAAGGAUGCUUCUCAAAUUCUUGUAGACUCUUUGCAAAAGUUUGCAGAUGAGAUGUUUAAUCUGUAUAGCGGGAAUGCAGUAGUAGAAGUGGUCGCUGUAAAGACAUUUAAUUCUCCCCUCACGAGGAAGACUCGUUCCAUUCUUCAGUCUUCACAGAGCGACACAGAAAAUCCAUAUAACCUCGCCUAUCCAUAUAACUACAACUACUCUGUAAUCUUCAACAUUAUUCUGUGGAUGAUGAUAGGUCUUGCUUUAGCUGUGAUAGUUAUCUCCUACAACCUCUGGAACAUGGAUCCUGGGUAUGACAGCAUUAUUUAUAGGAUGACAAAUCAGAAGAUAAGAAUGGAUUGAACUACACUGUAUUCCAGCACAAGGAAGUGAUGAAGAGUAAGGUCUCCUUUAAACUCUGUGGAAAACAAAUAUUCUGACAUGGUUAAUUGUGGAAUUUUUUUUAAAGGUGUAUUUAUUUCUAGGUAUUUUUUUCCCUCUCAAGCCUAUUUUAAAUGUUAGUAGUAGCACCAGAUGGGAGUUAGAAAUUGAAAUCUGCUUGUUUAAAAAAA